UGCUAAACGAUACCAUUUUAAAUCGGAAGUUUGAUUCGUUUUACUGCCGCUUGAUUAAAACGAGGACACCAUUGAAGGAAUGAACUCUUUGUGUAGAUCAACGACCAUACCUCUCACCUGUGCCAGUUGGGAGAGGUCACCAAACUCUAGACCACAAACAAAUGUCUUCCCCAAAGUUCUGGUUGUAGUGUUGCUGAUGUUGAUGUUGGGUGCUGCUGAUGGGACAACAGAAAGAUCUAGAUCUUGGUAUGACUUAUCGGAGCUUGAAAGGCAAAUGGAACGUCUGAAACUUUGCUUAAGUGAAGUAGAAAAGCAGGAAACCCGAGCAGACGAUAAGGCCAAGUACUCCUGUGAUGUAAACCGUCUGUAUUGGCUACUAGGCUAUUAUGAAGAAGCUGCCCAUGAAUUAGCAAAAACCAACCCUGAAAUUAGCCGUCACAUCAAGGAAAAGAAAGCAGGGCGCAAGACUUUUGUGUGUCGAUUUGUUGCGCUGUUUAUUGGAGCAAUCUCGCUCUAUUGGUUACUGCUGACCAUGCUAAUUCAGCCCAAUCCUUCUCUCUGGCUCGUCCUAGUCAAUUGGGUCAAAGGAACCGGAUGGAUGUUUGUUGUGAUAUAUGUCUGCCAUUUUUUCUGGCAAAGGAUUCAGUAAUUGUUCAUAGAUUUAUGCUUGUAAUAGUGUUUUAAAAUCCUGUAUUAUUACAUAUUUUGUUACUAUUUAUUUUAAUUAACAUGUAUUUUUAAACUUUUUUUUUUAUAUCUUGGGCUAGUUUUAAUCAAAUCUAAGUGCUUUUUAAAGAUGUUUUUGAAAUAUUUAUAUAAAGCAUAAUUUUUAAUAAAAUAAAAUUUGUU
Molecule: messenger RNA, 849 nt
Organism: Physella acuta
Lineage: Eukaryota; Metazoa; Mollusca; Gastropoda; Physidae
Source: RefSeq, a predicted model, not a curated record